This is a messenger RNA of Glycine soja, 1009 nucleotides long. Its product is annotated as non-specific lipid transfer protein GPI-anchored 2-like. The transcript has 4 exons. The record is from RefSeq and is a predicted model, not a curated record. Bases 94 to 744 code for a protein of 216 amino acids. NCBI's taxonomy places the organism in Eukaryota, Viridiplantae, Streptophyta, Magnoliopsida, Fabales, Fabaceae.
AUGCACAAAUUAACCCCCACCCAAUUUUACACUCCCUCCCUCCUCCCAUACCCAUCAUCUUAUAAUACACAAAGGUUUUGAAUAUCAAAAUACAUGACAAUUCACAACAACAAAAUGACUUCAAUUGCCACCAAUAGCACUGUUGUCGCCACUAGAAUGCUAGUUGUGAUCACUUUAGUCCUUGCACUAGUAUGUUGUGUCACAUCCGCGCAAUCACCGGCAGCAGCACCAGCCCCGGAGAGCAACGGGUGCUUGAUGGCACUAACAAACAUGUCAGAUUGCCUGACAUAUGUGGAGGAUGGGAGUAAGUUGGCAAAGCCUGACAAAGGGUGUUGCCCUGAGUUGGCAGGGUUGAUUGAUAGCAACCCCAUUUGCUUGUGUGAGUUGCUAGGAAAACCUGACUCUAUUGGCAUCAAGAUUGAUUUGAACAAAGCCCUCAAGCUUCCUUCUGUUUGUGGAGUGACCACUCCCCCUGUUAGCACUUGUUCAGCUGUGGGAGUCCCCGUGUCCUUGCCUCCAUCAAUGAGUGAAGGUUCUUUGUCACCAGGUAUUGCACCAGGAGUCUCCAGUCCUUCAAAUACAGAUGCUAGUCCUGCUUCUAGUCCUGGUGGUCCAGGCCCUUCCUCUGAGGAAGCUGCUGCCAGCCCUUCUCAAAACAAAAAUGGAGUUUCUGCCAUUCAAGCCUCUGCUUUGACUAAUUUCAUUUUUGGCCUUUCCACUCUAUUUGUCUCCGUAUUCUUCUGAUUUUACACAUAUUAGUUCUCCGUGUCAUUAUUUUAGUGGAUCUUUUUAUUUCCUCAUUAUUUGUAUGUUGUGAGCCACUUUUUAAAGGUUUUGUUGUAAUUUUAUGCACUGAUGCAAUUGUUACUGUCAUUAUUAGUAGUGAACCACACACUUUAAUUAGGGCCUUCUUGAUUGCAUUAUUAAGCCGAGCUAUUCAUUUUUUUAUUUUGUACUGUAUUGUUUUUUUCCUCCCAAGUAUAAUGUCCUCAUGACAUUGUUGGAUAAA